AUGGAUACGUCAUCUCUUAUCAUUUCGCACGAAGACUUAAAGUACAUUGACGCGGUGCCGGAGAAAGACGACAUCGUCAUGGAGGAACAGCCGUCGCCCAUAAUGCGGCUCAGCCGGGUGGCGCCGGGCGCCGGUGUGAUCGCCCUACAUCACCAAACGCAGCCGCCGCCGCUGUCGCACCACCGGGCCCUGGUGGGCGAUUACCGGGAGCCGUCGACCCCGGUGGUCUUGGACACGGUUUGCGGCCGCCGGACGGUGAACGGGGUAGGAGACGCCAUCGCCGCCGGAGCCGGAGGUCCGCAUCCGCAAGUGGCGUUGUGGCACCCACGGCCGGUGUACCCGUUUCCGCUGCCGCUGCCGACCACCACCACCAUUGGAUUCUGGCACUCGUCUCAGCCGCCGUUCCCCACGCCCAGCGCCACGUACCCACCGUACCUAGAUGGCGAAUGGUCCAGACACUGCCGGUUGCCAUUGGUGUUCAAUCCGGACCCGCAACCCGAACCUGUCAACUUGCACAACAACCAUCACCGGAGGGGAGAGCCCAGGUCUUUGGAGAUGGUGGAAAGGCCGGAAAGGGUGCACAACCGACCGGUGCAGCCUGCCGUCCAGCCACAGGACAACCGGGAACCGACCAGGCAUCAUGCUUAACUAAAGGACAUCCACCGUCUGCUGGUCGGCAUCUACAACCCUUCUGGGCGUUUUUAAAAGAAAAGAAAAUGAUUUAAUCAUAAUAUUCUUGGCGUUCGA
This is a messenger RNA of Adelges cooleyi (spruce gall adelgid), 747 nucleotides long. RefSeq lists its product as uncharacterized. NCBI's taxonomy places the organism in Eukaryota, Metazoa, Arthropoda, Insecta, Hemiptera, Adelgidae. Bases 1 to 648 code for a protein of 215 amino acids. The record is from RefSeq and is a predicted model, not a curated record. The transcript has 3 exons.